Messenger RNA from Actinia tenebrosa (Australian red waratah sea anemone), 2600 nucleotides. RefSeq names its product RING finger and CHY zinc finger domain-containing protein 1. Gene Ontology annotation, biological process: protein ubiquitination; ubiquitin-dependent protein catabolic process. Gene Ontology annotation, cellular component: nucleus. The record is from RefSeq and is a predicted model, not a curated record. NCBI's taxonomy places the organism in Eukaryota, Metazoa, Cnidaria, Anthozoa, Actiniaria, Actiniidae. Gene Ontology annotation, molecular function: ubiquitin protein ligase activity; zinc ion binding.
UUUUAAAAUGGCGACGUUCAGAAUUUGACACAAAAAUACUGCGUGGUAGCCGAAUAACUUUUACCCUUCUUGUCCCUUUUUGUUGCCCAAGAACCCUUAAAAAUGGCCAGCAAGUAUAAAUGUGAACAUUAUAUAAGACGCUGCGCCUUACUGACACCCUGCUGCGAUAAUAAAGUGUAUCCUUGUAGAGUCUGUCAUGAUGAGGAGAAUGAGGAUCACAAACUCGACAGGCAAUCUGUCAAGACUAUCAAGUGCUUGCAGUGUGGGAAAGAACAAGAAGUUUCAAAUAGCUGUGUAGACUGUGGCAUACACUUUGGUCUAUACACUUGCCUGAAGUGUAGACUAUUUGAUGACAAUAAAAAAGGCCAGUUUCAUUGUGACGAAUGUGGUAUUUGCAGAGUUGGUGGGAGAGAAAACUUCUAUCACUGUCCAAAAUGUGACAUCUGUCUGCCAGUGACCAUGAAAGAUAGCAACCACAAGUGCAUAGAAAAAGGUGCAAGAAAUGAUUGUCCAAUAUGUAUGGAGGAUAUCCACACUUCUAGAAUACGUUGUCAAGUUGCCCCAUGUGGGCAUCUCAUACAUACGACUUGUAUGUCUGAUCUCCUUAACUCAGGGAGCUAUACAUGCCCAUUAUGCAACAGAUCUAUUGUGGACAUGAAGCAAAUGUGGAGUCAACUGGAUAAUGAAAUCMGUAAGACACCCAUGCCUGAGGAGUACAAGAAUGUCAUGGUUGAGAUCAAGUGCAGAGACUGUCAAAAGGAUAGCAAAGUUAAAUUUCACGUGCUUGGACACAAAUGCCAACACUGUGACUCGUACAACACAAGCCGUGAGAAAAUAGAAGGACUGCUGGAAAAUUUACCACCAGUUCAGGUUCAAGUUGAAGUUGAUGCUGAUGCUGAUGAUGAUGCGGCUGGUGAUGAUGAUGCAGCUGGUGAUGAUGAUGCGGCUGGUGAUGAUGAUGCGGCUGGUGAUGAUGAUGAAUGGACAACAGAAGAAGAGGAAGAGGUACACGAAACUAGUUCAGGAGAGCAAGAACCUGGAACAAACUCAGCACAGGAAAAUUUGCCUCUAGAUUAAGGACAUCUGAUUAGAUUAGGUAUGUGAAUUUAGUACUUUUGCUAGCAAGGUCUGCUGAGAAAGAAUUUGGGCCAAAGUGUAAAAUUUGUUUUUGGUCAGCAAAAAAAAGUGUUUUAAAUGGAUACAAUAGAACUAAAUCCUAUCUUUAAUCCCUAACAUCCAAUGAUGGAUACAAAURGCUUUAGGUGAUUUGCAUUAUUUUAUAGCUUGUAUUUAUGGCCCAGAUAACAGUGAUGCGAUGCAGUGACGCCAUAGUGAAAUAGAGCAAUGGGCCUUUCUCAAAAUUAUUAUCUUGGAUGGGAGGCUCACUUGAAAYACAAAWKAAAUYAGACUUUUUUCUUGAUGGARUUKGUGGCAUUUCUUUUGUAUUUUCAUGUWAKCCUUGCAUUCAAUACMGUUAUAAGAAGGGUCCAUUAUACUAGGAUAAGUCGUUUUACCAGCCAAUCCAAUUAUGGUUAGCACAUGAAUGAAAGAAUUAUGUCACACAAAGUCUUGUUAUAAGUCUUGUUAUACUGUAUGUUUCAGUUCAAGUUAUUUUUCUAUAGUCACAUGAUGUUUAACACUCCACUGCUUUCUGUUGUCUUCUGGUAAGAUAUGGUGAGCCACCUUAAARAAAAGACAGAUUUUUAAAACCAUUUUCAAUGUAUUAAACUUGUAUAACUGGAUAAGCAAAUCAAAAUUUUUCUUUAGAUUAAUUAUUCAAAUUAGAAGUGUCUUUAUAGACUGUUUUCUCAAGGUUGCKUGUGCAUCCAAACUUAAGGAACUUGGAGGGCYGYGAUACCAGAACACAAGUAUUAUCAUGCAUUGCUAUGAAAUUUUUUUUKAUAAGAAUUCAUAAAAUUGAUUAUUCUCCUCUUUGAAUAUGACUUCUCAAUUUUACUGGGUUUUGUGGCCCGUCAAUGAUGCRCACACAUCCUUGAGAAAGUGCUCUAUUACUGUUUUUUAUAGCCAGCAUUUUGAUUGAACUUAGCUAGAACUUUUUAUGAGUUCUAUGAUUGUUUUAUUAACUAAUAUGGUUAUAUUGUUUUGUAACAUAUACUCUAAGGAAUGACCACAAACCAGCAAUAAUGUUUUACAAGUUCGUUAGCCAUACUGGACAGCGCAACAACAGAAUAUCUUUUGCCUACGAAUUUUAAGUCUUUUUGUACAUAAUUUGUUGCUUCUGCUAUCGAAUUGUAAUUGUAAACCAAUUCAAAUGGAAAACAAUAACAAAAGAACACAAAAUAUAGAAAAAGAAUUGCAUUUUUUCCUUUCUUUUUCUUUUAUCCAAUCACRGCUUUGCGUAACUAGAAGUUGUCACUCCAUCCAAUAUGACUCCUUGUUUGAUUGUGCAAAUCCUCUAAGCUCAAUUCAAAGGGUGCAACCUCAUGACUCAAAACCCCAUGAGAUACAAAUAACGAUAGAACAGCUGUUAUGUUGGUUGAUCUAACGAGAAGCUAAUGAGAAAUGCUUUAUUAUUGUCAUCUAACACCCCUAGCUAGUUUAAAUCACUAAAUAUGCCAUUAAAUAUUACAUUGUUUUUA